AUCCGAUGCACGGACCGCGGCGCCUCGAGGUUGUCGACAUUCAGUCCAAACAGGUGACGGUACGAUGGGAACCAUUUGGAUACAAUGUGACCCGCUGCUACAGCUACAACCUGACUGUACAGUACCGCUACAGACCUGCAGCGGCCCCCAGCAGGGAGCCGGUGAAGGAGGAGGUGGUGUACGACACUCUGAGCACCGUGCCGCAGCACGUCGUACGUAACCUUCCACCGUUCACCAACGUCAGCCUGAGACUUGUCCUGAGUAACCCCGAGGGACGCAAGGAGAGCGAGGAGCUGCUGGUGCUGACGGACGAGGACGUUCCCGGAGCCGUCCCGGUGGACUCAAUCCUCGGCAGCAGCUAUGAGCAGCAGAUCAGUCUGAGCUGGAGAGAACCGCUGCAGACCUACGGACUCAUCCGGCAGUACGAGAUCUCCUACAAAGCACUGAGCUCCUUCGACACAGAGUUCGACCUGUCCAAUCAGAGCGGCAAGGUGUUCAAACCGGCCAAUGAGACGAGCCAUGUGUUCACCGGACUCUACCCAGGCUCCACGUACUCCUUCACAAUAAGAGCGUCAACAGUUAAAGGCUUCGGACCCCCGGUCAUCACCCAGUUCACCACCAAGAUCUCAGCUCCUCUGAUGCCGGCGUACGAUCAGGAGUCUCCUCUCAAUCAGACGGACUCCUCUGUCACGGUCCUGCUGAAACCAGCUCAGAGCCGAGGAGCUCCAGUCAGUAAGUACCAGGUGGUGGUGGAGGAGGAGCGCCCCCGCAGGCAGCGCAGAGGUACUGCAGAGAUCCUGCGCUGUUAUCCGGUGCCCAUUCACUUCCAGAACGCCACGCUGCUCAACUCCCAGUACUACUUCAGCGCAGAGCUGCCGAUGAGCGAGCUGAGAGCGCCGAUGCCCUUCUGUAUCGGUGAUAACAGGACCUACAGCGGUUACUGGAACGCUCCUCUGCUGCCUCAUAAGAGUUAUGGGAUCUACUACCAGGCUGUUAGCACUGCUAACGGGGAGACAAAGAUCGACUGUGUGCGGGUGGCCACUAAAGCCGCUAUAAUCGUCACCCAGCUCACCACGCCGUACAUUCGCAUCGCGCCGGCGGCUGGCGACAAGCAGCUAACAGGAGCUGCGACCAGGAAACCAGAACCAGAACAGGAGAAACAGUCGGACCACACAGUGAAGAUCGCUGGAGGCAUCGCCGGCAUCUUGCUCUUCAUCAUCAUUUUCCUUGGAGUCAUUCUGUUGAUGAAGAAACGACGAAGAAAUUAUCACUCCUACACUUACUACCUGAAGUUGGCGAAGAAGAGGAAGGAAACUCUGAGCUCCAGACAGGAAAUGACUCUGAUGGUCAACAGCUCCCAACACACAACCAUGGUGGACACGCACACGCUGAACGGACGCACUGUGUCGUCUCCGUCCUCCUUCACCCUGAAGUCAAACACCAUCAGCACCACCGUCCCCAACUCCUACUACCCAGAUCCCUUCGUACCGACGGCCAUUCUGGUGCCCAUUAAUGACGACAGUCACACUAUGACCAGUGAAACCAGCAGCCUGGUCCAGUCCCACUACAAGCAGAGGGAGUCGGAGCGCGAGGCGCUGCCCUAUCAGACGGGUCAGCUGCAUCCGGCCAUCCGAGUGGCCGACCUGCUGCAGCACAUCACCCAGAUGAAAUGCGCCGAAGGUUACGGCUUCAAGGAGGAGUACGAGAGUUUUUUCGAGGGACAGUCAGCUCCGUGGGAUUCGGCCAAAAAGGAUGAGAACCGCAUGAAGAAUCGCUACGGAAACAUCAUCGCCUACGACCACUCCCGUGUGCGUCUGCAGCCUCAGGACGGAGAGAGCGGCUCUGACUACAUCAACGCCAACUAUGUGGACGGCUACCACAGACCCAAUCACUACAUUGCUACCCAAGGUCCCAUGCAGGAGACUGUUUACGAUUUCUGGCGGAUGAUUUGGCAGGAGAACACUGCCGCAAUCGUCAUGGUAACCAACCUGGUGGAGGUGGGGCGGGUGAAGUGCUGUAAGUACUGGCCUGACGACACGGAGAUCUACGGUGACAUGAAGGUGACGCUGAUCGAGACUCAGCUGCUGUCAGAGUACGUGAUCCGGACCUUCGCUGUGGAGAAGAGGGGCGUGGCAGAGAUCAGGGAGAUCCGUCUUCAUUUCACCGGAUGGCCCGAUCACGGUGUGCCGCUUCACGACGGCCUGCUGGGCUUCAUCCGCCGAGUCAAGGCCAAAACCCCCACUGCCGGCCCCACCGUGGUGCACUGCAGUGCGGGGGCGGGGCGUACAGGUUGUUUCAUAGUGAUCGACAUCAUGCUGGACAUGGCGGAGAGAGAGGGCGUGGUCGACAUCUACAACUGCGUCCGAGAGCUGAGAGCACGAAGGGUUAACAUGGUCCAGACUGAGGUACUCACACACAACAUAUACACAAAGACACACACACACAUCAUAUACUCCGAGAACCUGGACCACAUCUGGACCAGUACUGGGACCAGUACCAGUACUGAGAUCAUGCUGUACUGGGUCUAG
This is a messenger RNA of Micropterus salmoides (largemouth bass), 2528 nucleotides long. RefSeq names its product receptor-type tyrosine-protein phosphatase mu-like. NCBI's taxonomy places the organism in Eukaryota, Metazoa, Chordata, Actinopteri, Centrarchiformes, Centrarchidae. Gene Ontology annotation, cellular component: membrane. Gene Ontology annotation, biological process: protein dephosphorylation. The record is from RefSeq and is a predicted model, not a curated record. Gene Ontology annotation, molecular function: protein tyrosine phosphatase activity; protein binding.